Phycodurus eques (leafy seadragon) is the source of this 2097-nucleotide messenger RNA. It is a transcript of the gene fam219ab, whose product is annotated as family with sequence similarity 219 member Ab. The record is from RefSeq and is a predicted model, not a curated record. The transcript has 6 exons. NCBI's taxonomy places the organism in Eukaryota, Metazoa, Chordata, Actinopteri, Syngnathiformes, Syngnathidae. The coding region runs from base 150 to 725 and encodes 191 amino acids.
ACCGGUCACCCCACCAGCACCGUCAGCACGCCCCAGCUGGGAUGUAGGGGUCGUUCUCAUGAUUUGCCGUCUGAUUGGAGCCCCGCCGGCCUCCCGUUCCAAAGGCGUUCCCGUCGUUCGUCGAGUUCGGUGAAAAAGGAGGCGACGUGAUGGAGGAGAUGGACAGAUUCCAAGUGCCCAAUGCCGCGCAGGAGGCGGACACGCAGGCUGAGAUGCAGCCGCUGGACCCGGCUUCCUCCACGGCCUCGGAAGCCGACUCAGACACUCGAGAGGGGGAACCCGUCACAAUCAACUACAAGCCGCCGCCCCUGCAGAUGAAAAUAGAGAAACAGCGAGAGCUGGCCAGGAAGAGCUCAUUGAAGAAUGGCAACAGUGUGGGCAGUCCAGUCAACAAUCAGCCUAAGAAGAACAAUGUGAUGGCCAGAACAAGGUUGGUAGUGCCCAAUAAAGGCUAUUCCUCAUUAGACCAGAGUCCUGAUGAGAAGCCCUUGGUUGCGUUAGACACAGACAGUGACGAUGACUUCGACAUGUCAAGAUACUCGUCGUCGGGAUACUCCUCUGCUGAGCAAAUAAACCAAGAUCUCAACAUCCAGCUACUGAAGGACGGUUACCGCUUGGAUGAGAUACCGGAUGACGAGGACCUGGAUCUGAUCCCGCCCAAAUCAGUCAACCCGACAUGCAUUUGCUGCCAGGCGACCCCCUCUGCCACCUGUCAAAUCCAGUAACCCUGCCGCCUCCGUUGCAGCAUAACCCCCAUGUCCAUCUUCUGCGUUUUCCUCGCUGUCGAUACUGUCGGCAGUCAGGCGUUGGUAGAAAAUAUAGUACCAAGUAAAAUGUGCUAAAAUAGGAAUUACCAUUCCAUUAAUUUAUAAUAUUUUUUUUUAAACUGUGAGAAGGAAAAGGGUGAAAAUAGUCAUUAUAUACUAGUCACAAAAUGUUUGGGAUUUGGGGAUUUCGGGUGAAAUUUCAUGAAUCUCUUCAAUUGAUCAACAGUAUCUCACCAUUGUGAGGCUUCUAACAGGCUGUUCUUUGAGGGAAGUAACAAUUGAACUCAAGCGUGUCAUCGGCAGGUUGUGACGAAGAUACAGGGAGACUGGAAGAGUCACAGAAAGGCACAGAUUUUUUUUUUAACACCUGUUGUGAAUUUUGCCAUUCAGCUCCUUGUUUGUGACCAAGCCAAUUGAACCUCACGCACAUAACCGACUCGCUGCAAUGGAAAAACCGCAACUGAAAAACUGUACACACACAAACUGCGGUGUACGUUUUGAAGAGCCACAUACAGUUUACUACGGCAAUAUUUUUUAUUGAACCACACACCCCAUGGUGUGAUUGUCAAGGAAGAAGCGGAUUCCCGACAACAAACCAAUUCCAAUGAAGUUGGGACGUUGUGUUAAACAUAAAUAAAAACUGAAUACAAUGAUUUGCAACUCAUGUUCAACCUAUAUUUAAUUGAAUACACUACAAAGACAAGAUAUUUCAUGUUCAAACUGAUAAACUUGAUUGUUUUUAGCAAAUAAUCAUUACACUUUGAAUUUUAUGGCUGUAACACAUUCCAAAAAAGCUGGGACAGGUGGCAAAAAAGACUGAGAAAGUUGAGGAAUGUUCAUCAAACACCUUUUUGGAACCUCCCACAGGUCUACAGGCUAAUUGGGAAGAGGUGGGGGCCAUGAUUGGGUCUAAAAGGAGCUUCCCUGAAUUGCUCAGUCAUUCACAAGCAAAGAUCGGGCGAGGUUCACCUCUUUGUGAACAAGUGCGUGAGAAAAUAGUCAAACAGUUUAAGGACAAUGUUCCUCAAUGUUCCUCAAAUAUAGGUCGAACAUGAUUUGCAAAUCAUUGUAUUCUGUUUUUAUUUAUGUUUAACACAACGUCCCAACUUCAUUGGAAUUGGGGUUGUAAUACAAAGAGAGGAAAAGAAGAGAGAUCGUGACUAUUUGAGAGGCUCUUGGGAAUUAUCGCCCCAUCUGCACUCGGGUAUUUUGGCGAAAGAGACUCCGUGGUUCACAUUUUAGCCACAAGUGCAUAUGAAAUUAUUAAUAUAUUUCAAGAAUUAUUGUAAAACACAAUGCAUACUGUAUUGGUUACGGCGUUGUUCGGAAA